AUGGCUUUGUUUCAAAACUCACCCGACAUCAGCUUGCCUCCAUAUGCACCUCCAAUGGUUAAAACAGCUGCUAGUGGAACCCCUAUCCCACUUCCCAGCCAUGAACCGUCAUUAAACUCCGAGGGCUUCAGGGUUCUUGGUCUCGGCCCUCCGGUUGUCUUUGAGUGCGCUAUCAGCUUCACCAUAUACUUUUCGGAGAAGACCCGCCGGAACACCACCAACUGGGUGCCAGUUUGUCCCAUUUCCGACCUUUCAGUCACCUUUAACUCCCACGACAAUCUCAGCUGGGCCAACUUCCGAAAUCUUAUUGCCGAAGAAUGUAACCGUGACUACAAUCACCUUGGAAAAACCAUUGUUGAAGGGACCACUAGCUUGCCAGCCACCAUGACCUGGACUGCUUACAUAUUGAAGAAUAAGAAGUUUCCAAAAAUGAAUCCGCAUCCCUUGUUUGAUGAUGUCUCUUUUAAUCAGUGGACCCAGGAAAUCUGCUCGUCGAAACAAGCCAAAGGUGGCGUGAUCAUUCAGAUGGACAAUCCAAAGAACAAGAUCAUGCGUGCUUGUAAGGAGGACCUGCUUGCAAAGACAAUGAAAAGGAUUGAAGCUCGGCAACGGGGUCCGUCCACGAGUAGGUCUUUGAAGACAAUGGGAGAUAGUGAUGAGGUGGAUUCUAGUGAUGUUGAGUUCGAUGAUCUUGACAUACACGUCGACCAAAUAUACACCAAGUACGGAAUGAACUCGGAUUACAACCGGAUUCACCCAGUCUACCUUGAUCCAACCAACCCCAAUUGA
This is a messenger RNA of Puccinia triticina, 789 nucleotides long. RefSeq lists its product as uncharacterized. The record is from RefSeq and is a predicted model, not a curated record. The coding region runs from base 1 to 789 and encodes 262 amino acids. The transcript has 2 exons. Lineage: Eukaryota; Fungi; Basidiomycota; Pucciniomycetes; Pucciniales; Pucciniaceae.